Lolium perenne is the source of this 1795-nucleotide messenger RNA. Lineage: Eukaryota; Viridiplantae; Streptophyta; Magnoliopsida; Poales; Poaceae. The record is from RefSeq and is a predicted model, not a curated record.
AUGGCUGAUGCUAGGACAAUGCAGUGCCUGCUCGCCGUCUCCCUCCUCUUCUUGGUUGCCCAUGCCCACGCGCAGCUGUCGACGACCUUCUACUCCAGAUCCUGCCCCAGCCUGGAGACUACCGUGUGGGAGGUGAUGAAGCAGGCCGUCGUCAAGGAACAGCGGGUCGGCGCGUCGCUUCUGAGGCUCUUCUUCCACGACUGUUUUGUCCAGGGCUGCGACGGGUCGAUCCUUCUGGACGCCGCCGGAGGCGAGAAGUCCGCUGGCCCGAACGCCAACUCCUUGCGUGGCUUCGACGUCAUCGACACCAUCAAGGCGCGCAUGGAGGCCAAGUGCCCCGGCGUCGUCUCCUGCGCCGACAUCCUCGCCCUUGCCGCGCGCGACGGAACAGUUCUGCUCCGUGGACCGACUUGGAAAGUGCCGCUGGGCCGGCGCGACUCGACGACGGCGAGCCAAUCCCUCGCCAACGCCAACCUCCCCAGCUCCGGCUCAAGCCUCUCCACGCUCAUCUCCACGUUCGCCAGCAAAGGGCUCUCAGCGACCGACAUGACGGCGCUGUCCGGCGCGCAUACCAUCGGCCUGGCCCGGUGUUCAACCUUCCGCGACCACGUCUACAACGACGCCAACAUCAACUCCUCAUUCGCUGCGCGGCGGCGCAAGACAUGUCAGCGAUCCGGCGGCGACAGCCACCUGGCCCCCAUGGACGUGCACAGCUCGAGGGUGUUUGACAACUCCUACUACCAGAACCUCAUGGCACGCCGCGGCCUGCUCCACUCCGACCAGGAGCUCUUCAACGGAGGGUCGCAAGACGCGCUGGUGCGGCAGUACAGCGCCAACCCUGCGCUCUUCCGGAAAGAUUUCGUGACGGCCAUGAUAAAAAUGGGGAACAUAAACCCGCUCACCGGCACCGCCGGACAGAUCAGGAAGAACUGCAGAGUUGUUAACAGAUAGCUAGGUCGUCUAACAGAUAGAUACUGAUCGGAACAUUGGAUGGUGGGGAUUCUGUAAUGUAGCAAUAGAUAGCACUACCAUAUGUAGUGUCGAUUCUUUUGAAGAACGUAAGCAGUGAUGGUUGAUGCCUGUUUAUCAAAUCCAUUGCCCGAACGUAAGGGUGAAUAGCCCAGAUGCGACAUCGUUGAGCUGAAUUGGAAGCGCAGCAACGGUUUUCAGAAGAAUAGCUCGCAUGCGACACUCGUUGCCUGUCCAAAUAGCUGCAGUGCGACACUCGGCUUGGAUCAUCGUUAGCAGUUAAAUUAGGAUGUGGGGUCCACAACUUAUCCAGCUCAGCUACGGCGUGUCUACCUGCAGGGCCGGACCCGCCACGUAUCCACGUCAUGACGCGGGACCCACAACUCGCAGCACAAAACAGAGCCGUCGCAGCGCAGAUCCAACCCAGCCACAUUCCGACCGUUGCAACCUCGCUCCCCCCUUCUUCUCCGGCGGCACGGCAAGGCGAGCGGUCGAUGUCGAGCUCCACCUCCGCCUCCCACUCCCGAUGGCCGCAAUUCGGUCCAGUGGAGAUGACUAGGUGCCCAGAUUGCCCCCGUACCGCGCUCCUAUCACGGCGUGUCACAAUGAGCGACAAGCAUGGCAAUCUUGGGCGCGAGUAUGUGAAAUGCGAGGGCAAGCCAGAGCUGGGGAAGGUGAGAUCUGAGUAAUCCCGCUUUCAAAUUGCCUGUAGUUUUGUCCAAUUUCUGUUUUUUCUACCGAUUUGGGAAUUUGGGAAAUGAUUUGGGAAUUAGGGUUCAUGUUUCGAUUUGGGAAUUAGGGUUCAUGUUUCGGCAAUUGGUUUCAG